CAGUUUGAUUUCAAAUUCAAACGUACUGAGACGGCGAAACGGGAGGACAUUCAGCGAAUACUCUGACGUAUUGUAAGCUGAAUAUGUCCAGACUACCAGUCAUGUCAACAAAAAGGGUUCUCACUAGCAGCAGCUCUGAGAAUUCCCAGGAAAUGGCUCCCAUGCAGAAGAAGAUGCGUAAGGAGCAGGAUCCACAUAAACCUCAGGCUGCUGCAACAAUCAUUGGUGACAAGCGGCCUCCUGCUGCAGCAGCCAGAGCAUCUCUCUAUAGACCAGUCAGAGGUGCAGGAGCUGCUACUGUGGCUGCUGCUCCUUCCAGAGGAGUCCUGAGGCCAACUGCAGCCUCCACUGCUCCAAAAGCUUCAAACACCAAAAAUGCUGCAGCAACCAAACCUGGCGGUACUGGGGCCACCCGUCGUCAGCCAUGGGACCUGAAGGGGAAGGUCAGCGACAUGGAGGGUAAGAUCCGCACCUACCAGACCAAGUUUAAGUCUGUGAACGAGGAGAACGAGGCGCUGAAAGGAUCCGUGGCACAAAGUCAAACUAAAGUGGCUGAACUGGAAAGAGAAGUCCAGAGCCAGAAAAGGAAGAUCAGUGAAUAUGAAGGGGAGCUGAAGAAGUUAUCUGGAGUGGAGAAGGAGCUUGAGAAGGAGCAGAGUGAGAAGAACGUUCUCCAGAAGGAGCUCUCCAACUUGGAACAGAAAUACAAAGUUAUCGAGACUCUGAGGGACAGCCAGGAGACGGAGCUGCAGACUCUGAAGAUGAAGCUGUCAGCUCAGGAGUCUACUUUGGCCAGACUCCAGGCCACCCUGAAGGAAACGGAAGAAGAAGUCAGUUCUCUGAAAGAGAUGGUGGCGGAGCAGAAAGACGAGCUUCACGCCGGGGAGAUGGAGCGCCGGCGCCUCCAUAACACCAUCCAGGAGCUAAAGGGUAAUAUCAGGGUGUUCUGCAGAGUUCGCCCUCUAGAGGAUGGAGGCCUGAGUAAACACAUCCAGCUGGCAGCCAGCGACAACAAGUCCAUCAUGCUGGCCAAAAGCGAGGAGUCUCAUACAGGGAAAUCUGCAGACACUCAGAAGAAUUAUCACUUCAGUUUCGACCGGGUGUUUGGGCCUCAGUCAUCGCAGCAGGAGAUCUUUGAUGAGAUCUCCCUGCUGGUUCAGUCGGCUCUGGAUGGAUACAACGUCUGCUGCUUCGCCUACGGUCAGACUGGAAGUGGGAAAACCUACACCAUGGAGGGGGAGGAGAUCGACGACACGAGGGGCGUCAUUCCCAGAGCCGUGCAGCAGAUCUUCAAAGCUGGAGACAAGCUGCAGUCACAAGGAUGGGAGUUCACCUUCACAGCCAGUUUUGUUGAGAUUUACAACGAGACUCUGCGAGACCUCCUGUACAAGGGCAAGGCCAGCAAGAGACCAGAACACGAGAUCCGGAAGACGGCCAACAACGAGGUGUCUGUCACCAACCUGACCUACGAAAAGGUCUACACCGAGGAUCAGGUUCUCGGUCUGAUCGCUCUGGCCAAACAGAACCGCUCCACCGCCAUGACGGCCCAGAACGACCGCUCCUCCCGCUCCCACUCUGUGUUUCAGCUGCAGAUCGAGGGGGUCAACGCUGGCAGGGACAUCAAAUGCAAGUCCACUCUGUGUCUGGUGGAUCUGGCCGGCAGCGAGCGAAUGCUGAAGAGUCAGUCUCAGGGAGAGCGCUUCAAAGAGAUGACCUGCAUCAACAGCUCCCUGUCCAACCUGGGCAUUGUCAUCACCUCUCUGGCCAAUAAGGAGAGCCACAUUCCCUACAGGAACUCUAAGCUGACCUACCUGCUGCAGAACUGCCUUGGAGGAAACAGCAAAACGUUGAUGUUUGUGAACAUUUCCCCUGAGCCGGACAGCUUUGGAGAAACUCUGAACUCACUGAGGUUUGCAAGCAAGGUGAAUGAUUGUGUCAUCGGGACAGCGAGUUCCAACAAGAAGUAGAUCCAAGUUUUUUGAUAACUGCCAUGUCAAACUUUUUUUUUUUUUUUUUUUCUAUUAUCAUUUACACCAUGUGAAGUUUUGAACCUGUAAUAUCUGUGGACUUUGGUCUUUAAUGUAAAGCCAAAUUUCUUAGUCCUGAGAUUUUUUUUGUAAAUUCUCAGGCUCUGAUUACAAAUCAUUAAACUUGUAUUUUAAUGGGGUUUUUUUCACCCGUCUUCUUUACAUCAAGCCUUUGUGUACCUGUACAUAUUUGUUUGUCGGCUUUUUUAAAUUCUUCAGGUUUUUACUCAUACAGUAGAUAUCAUUAAUUCCUGUCUGCUUGGGAAAAACAUCCAUAUUAUCCAUAUAUUCUUGAUCCUGUAUUAACAGUAUGAAUAAAUGCAGAAUGACUGCAAACAAACGUAGUGCUUUUCUUUUUAUUCUUGUAAUUUAGUUCCCAGAACUUUUCUAUCAGGUCUCACUGUAAAAUAUAACGGAAACAAUAAGCUAAAGUUUUGCUUCCUCUGUAACAUUUAUUAAACUAUAAAUGAUUUUUAUUUUAUGUUUAUGUUCUCCCUGAGCAUGCAUGGUUUCUCUCCUGGUACUCCGGCUUCCUCCCACA
This is a messenger RNA of Cyprinodon variegatus (sheepshead minnow), 2568 nucleotides long. RefSeq names its product carboxy-terminal kinesin 2-like (gene kifc1). Gene Ontology annotation, biological process: microtubule-based movement. NCBI's taxonomy places the organism in Eukaryota, Metazoa, Chordata, Actinopteri, Cyprinodontiformes, Cyprinodontidae. The coding region runs from base 84 to 1967 and encodes 627 amino acids. Gene Ontology annotation, molecular function: ATP binding; microtubule motor activity; microtubule binding. The record is from RefSeq and is a predicted model, not a curated record. The transcript has 17 exons.